AUGUCGCUGUUGUGCCAAAGUUCCAUUCAGAAUCGGACAAUCGAGGAAGAUUUUUCUUCACAAGGAGAGAAGAGAAAAUCGCCAAGUUCAAAGAUCAAAGUCCCAGAAAUGUUAUUAACUGGGAUCUCUUCGCUACACUGGCGGGCGUUUGGGAAGAUUCCGCAAUGGACAACACCGAUGAGGACUACGAUCGUUUUGUUGAACACUUUCACGAUUGCAGGAAGAAUGCCCGGAGUUCUGAAACCUUCAAGAGAUGCCUGUUUCCGGAAAUUCGUGCUAAUACACGAUAGUGGAGCAGCACGAGGCAGGCAACCAGGAACUCUCAAGCUUUGCAGAGAGGCGAUAAAAGACCUUAAAGAGAAAAGAGCAGAAGUGCUGGGUGAAACUGCAGGGGCCGGAAAAAGCAUUCGCUAUGCCCGUCGAAGCCUCGUCAAUUGCAAGGGGAAGAUGACUGCUCUCCGGAACCAGAGGAGCACGACCAUCGCAUCGAGUAAGGGAAUGGAGAAAAUCAUCUACGACUUCUAUCUGAUUUCUUCGACAGCCAUCUCCACUUGCCUCCUCACCAUGUUAAGGAAGGUGGAAAUAUCAUUCCAGAGGUUCUUCCGUGCGAAGUAUGACAUGCUAUCAUGUCGCACGAUUCACACUGUUUCGAAACUCAUCGAGGUAUCACGAGAGUACAAGAUGCCGCUCUGUCUCACCUUCAUUGACUUGAAGAAGGAAUUCGACUCAGUUGAGACGGAAACUGUCAUGGAAGCCUUGGGCAACCUAGGCGUCCCUAAUAAGUGCAUAAAGCAUCACUCAAGUGGAACGAAUGCUGACCAAAUUCAACAAAACAUGUGGAUGCAUCCGUCAUCAGCUGAAUCUUCAAAAGACGAUGUUCAUGACAACGUUUAUCUGGAUCGGGAAAUGAACACGGAGAACAACCUGGCCCCGGAGCUACACAGGAGAAGAGAAGCGGCUUGGGGAGCGUAUAAGAGCAUCGAAGAUGUAGCGAAGAAGAAUAGGAACACCCGGCUCCGUGCUCACCUCUUCAACACCACCGUACUUCUUGCUUUGACCUAUGCUUCGGAAACCUGGGCAUUUCGCAAGCAGGAAGAAAACGCGGAAGACUGCCGACCCGAUAGUCAGCACCAAGUCCUUGAGAGAAAAAUUCGAUGCUCUUUGUGUCUCACUCGAAACAAGAAACCAUUGGGCGACUCUGGCACGCGAUCGGCACAAAUGGAAGGAUUACUGGCGCCCGCUCGACCAGUUCGAAGAACACAAGGAGUCAUGUUGAUCACGGUGAUCAAACCACGAUCGGGGAAGUAG
Necator americanus (New World hookworm) is the source of this 1308-nucleotide messenger RNA. RefSeq lists its product as uncharacterized. Bases 1 to 1308 code for a protein of 435 amino acids. The record is from RefSeq and is a predicted model, not a curated record. The transcript has 5 exons. NCBI's taxonomy places the organism in Eukaryota, Metazoa, Nematoda, Chromadorea, Rhabditida, Ancylostomatidae.